AUGUCUAAGGCGAUCUAUAUCUCGCCCAUUGAUGGGAAACCUGGCAAACCUGGCCAGGUAUACUACCCACUCUCGCUCCGCACUCUGCCCCAACCUUCCCCACAAGGCAAAGAGCUGCUGGUGAAGUUGACGGCCGCCUCCCUGAACCACCGCGACCUCUUCCUCCGCCAGCACCUGUACCCCGGUGUGACCUUCGACGUUCCACUGUUGGCUGAUGGGGUGGGUGUCGUCGUCGGCGCGGGCCCCGAUGUAUCCAGCCCUGACCGAUGGCAGGGCAAGCGUGUUAUCCUGAACCCGGGCGUUGGCUGGAAAGAUUCCCCAGAUGGACCUGAGGAGGCGACGGGGUAUCGGAUUAUGGGCGGAACAAAGGUUUACACUAAGGGGACUCUCCAGGAAUAUAUCACCAUUGACGAGGCGGAAGUGGAGGAGGCACCAGAGCAUCUGUCCGACGCUGAAGCAGCAGCUCUACCGCUGACUGGCUUAACAGGAUGGCGGGCCCUGGUAUCAAAGGCUGGUGACAGAAACUCCCAGGAUGGAGCUGCGGUUCUAGUCACCGGUAUCGGUGGUGGUGUUGCAUUGAUGGUCUCGAGCCAAGAAAAGAUCCAGAAGGCCAUUGAGCUAGGAGCCUCUGGCGGUGUGAGCUACAAAGAAGAAGGAUGGGACAAGAAGCUGCUGGGCAUGCUUCCCUCGGGAAAGAAGAACUUCGACGCUAUCAUUGACGGUGCCGGUGGCGAUUCAAUCGAGAAAGCGGCUCGGUUAUUGAAGGCCGGUGGUGUUCUUUCAGUCUACGGUAUGACUGUCUCGCCCAAGAUGCCCUUCACAAUGCAAACGGUUCUCAAGAACAUCGAUGUCCGAGGUUCCACGAUGGGUUCUCGUAAGGAAUUCAAAGAGAUGGUGGAGUUUGUCAACACCCAGAAAAUCCAUCCGGUAGUGUCCCGAAUUUUGAAGACUGACAUUGAGGACCUGGUCGCCAUUGAUGGGCUAUUUGAGGAUAUGAAAGAAGGCAAGCAGUUUGGGAAGCUGGUCAUUGACUUCGGAAAGACCUCCGGAAGUAAGCUGUAA
This is a messenger RNA of Penicillium macrosclerotiorum, 1062 nucleotides long. Its product is annotated as putative alcohol dehydrogenase. The record is from RefSeq and is a predicted model, not a curated record. Bases 1 to 1062 code for a protein of 353 amino acids. Gene Ontology annotation, molecular function: oxidoreductase activity. Lineage: Eukaryota; Fungi; Ascomycota; Eurotiomycetes; Eurotiales; Aspergillaceae. The transcript has 3 exons.